Molecule: messenger RNA, 1889 nt
Organism: Centropristis striata (black sea bass)
Lineage: Eukaryota; Metazoa; Chordata; Actinopteri; Perciformes; Serranidae
Gene: cmah
Product: cytidine monophospho-N-acetylneuraminic acid hydroxylase
Exons: 14
Coding region: 1-1794 (597 amino acids)
Molecular function (GO): 2 iron, 2 sulfur cluster binding
Source: RefSeq, a predicted model, not a curated record
AUGACCUCUCAAAGAGUGAGUGUGUUGCUGUCACUCGAUGCUGAAGCAGUUGGCUCACUCAAAGAGGGAGUCAAUUUCAAGAAAAACCCAGAGGACGGUAAAUGUUACAUCAUAUACAAGAGCAACAAAAACCUGAAGGCAUGCAAGAACCAAUGCAAACACCAAGGAGGGUUGUUCAUCAAAGACAUCGAAGACCUGGAUGGCAGAACUGUGAAAUGCACAAAGCACAACUGGAGGUUAAAUGUGUCAACAAUGAAAUAUGUGAACCCACCAGACAGCUUCUUGCAGGAUGAGCUCGAAGUGGAGAUUUUGGAUGAUGGGGGGCUUCAGCUGGUGGAGUUGAGCCCCGUAGACCCCUGGCUGGCCGAUCCUCGAGAGCCUCUGGAGCUCCAGGAAGGAGAAGUCAAAGUGACAUACUUGACGCAUGCCUGUAUGGAGCUGCAGCUGGGACAGAAGCGGUUCAUGUUCGACCCGUGGUUAAAGGGUCCUGCAUUUGCCAGAGGCUGGUGGCUUCUCCAUGAGCCUCCAGCAGAUUCUCUGGACAGAAUGUGUGCAGCAGAUCUCAUCUACAUCAGCCAUAUGCACUCUGAUCACCUCAGUUAUCCCACACUGAAAGUCUUGUCAGAGAGGAGGCCAGAUGUCCCCAUUUAUGUUGGUGAUACUUCCAGACCUGUCUUUUGGUAUUUGGAGCAAAGCCAGGUCAAGCUGACCAACAUCAACGUUGUUCCUUUUGGUGUCUGGCAAAAUGUUGACAACGACCUGAGAUUCAUGAUCCUGAUGGAUGGUGUGCAUCCUGAAAUGGACACCUGCACCAUUGUUGAAUAUAAAGGUCACAUGAUCCUGAACACUGUGGACUGCACCAGGCCAAACGGGGGCAGACUACCACAGAAUGUGGACUUAAUGAUGAGUGACUUUGCUGGGGGUGCAUCUGGAUUCCCAAUGACCUUCUGUGGAGGGAAAUAUAGUGAUUCCUGGAAGGCACAGUUUAUCAAGACUGAAAGGAAGAAGCUGCUGAAUUACAAAGCUCUGCUGGUGAAGUCGCUGCAACCGAAGAUCUAUUGCCCGUUCGCUGGCUACUUUGUGGAGGCUCAUCCAUCAGACAGUUACUUAAGGGAUACAAAUGUUAAGAACAGUGCAGAGGACCUCAAUGCACUGAUCAAUAAGUCCACUCCAGAGAUCAAGACAUGGACGCCAAAGCCAGGCGAUGUGCUGGACCUCGGCCUGGCUCUGAGAGACCCCACUAACAGUGAGGCCAUCACCAGUCCUGCAGCCCAUACAAAAAUCUACAAAGACAGUUGGGAUUUCGACUUUUAUGUGGAUGAACUAAACAGCGCCAUCAGCUGUGAGAUCUUUAAACAUCAAAGCUGGAUCCAGUUUUAUUACAGCUGGGCAGGCUUCAAAAACUACAACCUUGUUGUGCGGGUGAUUGAGACAGAUGACGAGUUCAAACCCCAUACUGAUGGCUACGACUACUUGGUGGACUUCUUGGAUCUGUCAUUCCCCCCCGAGAGACCCGCCAGAGAACACUCCUAUGUAGAGAUUAAAAACAGGAUAGGGGUGAUGAGAUACCUGGUGCUGCACGGCCGUCUCUGGGAUGAUCUGUACAUCGGCUUCCAGAACCGCAUAAGCCGAGACCCGGAUAUCUACCACCACAGGUUCUGGAACCACUUCCAGACAGAGCUACCAGUUCGCAGACCAGACUGGGACCAGUUCCUGCAGCAGGAGACUUCCAUCCAGGAGCCUGAGGAACCCCAAGAGCAGCCAAGGAUAUGGAGCUACUGUGAAGUGUUGUGAAUAUGUGUUAUUGUUGUUUGAAGACCAAGUAACCGCAGUUCACACACUUAAAUAAUGUUGUAAAACCGUCAUGGAAAAAAAAUAUUAGACCACCC